Messenger RNA from Metarhizium album ARSEF 1941, 1092 nucleotides. Its product is annotated as MT-A70 family. The transcript has a single exon. Lineage: Eukaryota; Fungi; Ascomycota; Sordariomycetes; Hypocreales; Clavicipitaceae. Gene Ontology annotation, molecular function: methyltransferase activity. The record is from RefSeq and is a predicted model, not a curated record. Gene Ontology annotation, cellular component: RNA N6-methyladenosine methyltransferase complex; nucleus. The coding region runs from base 1 to 1092 and encodes 363 amino acids.
AUGUCCGGGCCGGCACAGGAUGAGAGGGACCCUGACACCGCCUCCAGCAUCCUCUUUCAAAGCGACGACAAGUCUGUCGUCUUGCUAGAUAUCCCACGCUCACUCGAAGAGGCACAAGUUCUGCCCGGCUGCCGACUGCGGCGCCGGGUCUACUCGGACGCGCCGCCGACUGCGCCCUUUCCGACACCGGAUCCGAAGAGGAGUCGACGUCGGGCUCGUCCGGCUGGCCGUCCCCCCGACCCCGACCACGCGUCUGACAAUGGCGGCCCCGGUGCCGCACACGACUUGGCGGCGCAGACCCCUGCUGCCCAAAUAGCCGAUCUGAUGACUGCGGCAACUGUUCAACGUGCACUGCAAGUGCUGUGCGACAGGCACAGCGGCCCAUUUCAUCUUCCUCGCAAACAUUUUCCCGCGGACACGGAGGGUGUCGAUGCGAAUCCAUCAACCGCGCUGCCGGUCCAAGACGCCACACCGCUCCACGGGUCCAUCCAGGACCUGAGACAAGUCUUCGUCGACACCGCGCCGGCAUUCAAGCUGGUCGUGCUUGACCCUCCGUGGCCAAACCGCUCUGCCAGGAGACGCGGCGACAAAUACGCCACCGCCACCAAUCUGGAUGAAAUCCGAGCUUUGCUGACGAGCAUACCCAUGUCAGCGCACCUCGCGAGCGGUGGCCUGGUGGCCAUCUGGAUCACCAACAAAGCCAGCAUCCCCGAGCUUCUCACCUCCCCGACGGGGGUAUUUGCCGCGUGGGGCGUAGAACUUGCCGCCGAAUGGACGUGGCUCAAGGUCGCGGCCACGGGAGAGCCUCUCUACGACGUCGCGUCCGCCUGGAGGAAGCCGUGGGAGAAGCUCCUCGUGGCCAAACCCGUCGGGGCACCGGCGCCGCCUGGCCUGAGAGCCAAGGUCAUUGUCGCCGCGCCAGACGUGCAUUCCCGGAAGCCAAGCCUGCGGCUGCUCUUCCAAGACGUUCUGGGACAACAGGAUUACCCCGGCCUGGAGAUAUUUGCCCGCAACCUCACGGCCGGGUGGUGGAGCUGGGGAGAUCAGGUCCUCCAUCUCCAGGGCCAACAGUGCUGGGAGCAAUUACCGUGA